UUACGUCAUUUCCGUCGCAUGUAAUAUAAAGGAUGUGACCGAGAGAAGGGUGAACAGGGUUUGAAACUUUCAGAAAUUGAAAGUCUAUUAAGUGUUCUGGUAGCUCGAAGAUGAACACCGCUCUGAAGCAGUGGAAAGAGGCGUCCACCCUAAUCCUUACCGCAGGGCGCAGGCUCGGUGCGGACAGUUUGUCGUCAAGAACUCCGCUGGACUGCAACGGCGCAGCGACACAGCUGCCGCACAGCUCCCAGUUUGAUUACGACGUCCUGUUGCUCAAACGAAGCGCUAAAAGCACAUUUAUGCCCAACGCGUAUGUGUUUCCCGGCGGUAUGGUGGACUCCUCAGACUUUUCGAGUGAUUGGUUAGACGUCUUUAAAUCUUUUCUCAAUUCCCCUAGUUUUGGUUUAAGGAGCGUUAAGCAGCCCGUGGAGAACAGACCCCCGAUCUUUGCAACGAACCGAUUAAAACUCGGCUCUCCCAUCCCGGGAGAAGUCGCCCUGAGGAUUUGUGCCGUUAGAGAGACGUUUGAGGAAUCGGGAGUGUUGCUGGUUGUGCCUAAAAAGGAAGAGAAACGCAUUUUAAGAAGCCUUCAGGACACACGGUUUAGUCAACAUCACAUAGAACAUAAACUGUGUUGUGAUGAACUCUCAAGGUGGAGGGCAUUGGUGAACAAGAACCCCUCCAACUUCAUGAGGAUGUGCCAGGAGUUGGAGAUUUUGCCCAACAUCUGGGCUUUACAUGAGUGGGCGAACUGGCUGACCCCCACCGCCAAAUAUGGGAGGACGAGGUUUGACACCGCUUUCUUCGUGUGCUGUUUGCAGGAGAUGCCCAGCACGCUGCAGGAUGAGAAGGAAAUUGAGCGCUUUCAGUGGUCCACACCCUCAGAGAUCCUGCAGAGCUACCAGGCCCGGCGACUUUGGAUUGCUCCUCCACAGUUCUACGAGCUCAGCCGGAUAUGCCGCUUCCCGCUACUGAAUGACCUCCACAGCUUCGCCCACCAGCGGGCAACACAAGGCUGCGAUCGGUGGAUGCCUGUUAUCGUCCUUCAAGAUCAGCAACACAUUUCUCUGCUCCCAGGGGACAAGCUGUAUCCAGCAGACCCUUCAAAGCCGACCGAGGAUGACCACAAAGACUCUCAGUUGGAGGAUCCAACAGAUGAUUCUGAUUUGCACCGUAUGGUGAUGUCAGACCCUUACACUACAACCCUACAGGUCACUGUCAGACCCAAGUAUAACCACCUGCUCCCUGUUAUGGUGCCAGCCUUGUCGCAUAAUCCAGAAAGUCAACUUUGAUCUACACUGAAACAUCUUUUUAUUCAUUUUUUUGCGCACAAUUACAAAAAGACGUUGACAUGAAAUUUACUGGCAGUAUGUCUGCUGCUGAAUUCUGAUCACUAAUAACUGCAUCAAGUUCUGUUGGUGUCUGUGUUAUGUUAAAUCUCUCAUAUUGAAAAGAAAAAAACUAACUGUAAUUUGGAUAACUUGCAUUUAUAUUUAUUUUGUAUAAAAUGGCUACUAAUUACUUAAAUUAAUACAGGAGCUGGGUUUAAUUU
Xiphophorus couchianus (Monterrey platyfish) is the source of this 1552-nucleotide messenger RNA. RefSeq names its product nudix (nucleoside diphosphate linked moiety X)-type motif 19 (gene nudt19). Lineage: Eukaryota; Metazoa; Chordata; Actinopteri; Cyprinodontiformes; Poeciliidae. The transcript has 3 exons. Gene Ontology annotation, molecular function: hydrolase activity, acting on acid anhydrides, in phosphorus-containing anhydrides. Gene Ontology annotation, cellular component: mitochondrion. The coding region runs from base 111 to 1292 and encodes 393 amino acids. The record is from RefSeq and is a predicted model, not a curated record.